AGACAAGUGACACUGACAUCUAAUUGAAAAUAAAGAAUAUUUAUAAAACAAAAUUUAAUUAUUUCUACAAAACUAUGGGAGGCGGAGGACACGGCCACGGGGACCCCUACAAAAUCCCCGAUUAUAAAAUAUACAAAGUCGAAGACGUCCCUCGACUUAUGCAGAUAAAAAGGGCGCUCGCCGCCCAAGGCCUGAGCGAUCCUUGGCUGCGGAACGAAGUGUGGAGGUACAACACCAAAGAAUUCUCAACGCACCAUGAUAUGCUUAAAAAAUUGAUGUUCAGAGGAUUCAAACUCGGCCUUGCAGCCACCGUUGUUACCGUUUUAGGCACAGCCAUUUACGAUAAAAUAUUUCCCGAUGAGCACCAUCAUCACGGGGAUCACUAACCGAUUUUCUGUUGUUGAUAUAGGAAUAUAGUAAAUUUUAAUUUUAAAUAAAUUAUAAAUUGUAUUAGUUGAAAUGGCCUAAUUUUACAAGUAUUUCCUCCUUUAUGUCUCAAGUUGAGUCUUUCGUUAGCAUUCAACGCUUCUUUUUAACGCUAAUCAAUCGUUUAAAGAGUCCCUUUAAUGUAAAGA
This is a messenger RNA of Phyllotreta striolata, 575 nucleotides long. NCBI's taxonomy places the organism in Eukaryota, Metazoa, Arthropoda, Insecta, Coleoptera, Chrysomelidae. The record is from the annotation of a GenBank genome assembly.